Molecule: messenger RNA, 2409 nt
Organism: Malurus melanocephalus (red-backed fairy wren)
Lineage: Eukaryota; Metazoa; Chordata; Aves; Passeriformes; Maluridae
Gene: REP15
Product: RAB15 effector protein
Biological process (GO): receptor recycling
Source: RefSeq, a predicted model, not a curated record
AAACAAAGGAGGGAAAGGGGGCAAAAUCACACAUUUUUUUGUUGACUCAUUAGUUCUUUUCUCAGUAGUGCCUGCAGCAAGGCUCAACUAACACCUAAGAAAUCAACUAUAUUGACACUUUUUAGUUACUUCUGGGAUCCAGAUUUGAACCGUAGUGAGUUUUUUGGUGCAGUGAGAAGUGGCAUCAUCAUUGCUUGGCAUGUGCUCCACAGGAAGCCCUCACAGGGUGCUCUGUUCCUUCUUCCUCCUUCUUCCUCCUUCUGGGACUCUCUCUGAUUCCAGAUGUCAUUCCUUUCUCUGGGAGAUAAAAAGGUGGUUUCAUCUCCAGGCAACAUCCUGUGCCAAAAAAAUAUGGUUUCUCUGCAAUAGUCCUAGAAAGGAGAUCCAAGAAGGURAGAUCAGACUGGAAUGAGAUAACAUCAGCCAAAGAAAUGGUGCCGGAAUUAACAAUAAGGAAAACAAGCACAGAUGAAUUCAGUAGGUGUGAAAGCUACAGGGCCUGUUGGGCUGGUCCCUGCUCAGUCAGCUGUGGAGAAACACACCCAGGAGCAAGCCAGGCUGCCCUGCGGGCUCACAGAGCUCAGCGCUGCCAUCACCUUCGCCUGGAAGGCUCCAGGUAUCCGUGUGCAGCUCAACAAGUCUGGUUGAGCCCAGCACCUGCACAGCCUUCUCCGGAAAAUAAAGGUUCUUCCCUGAGACAGUCUGCAUGUGGAAACGACCUCCUCCGGCACAGAAAAUGGGCCAGAAGGUCUCCCAGGAGGACAACCAGGAGAACAAGGCUGAAACACUGGUCAUGUGUGAAGUCUUCAGCCAGGGCGUGCUCCACGCAUCUCAAAGACUAAAGGACUAUCUCGGUUUUGUGGAUCCUCAAAGCAAAUUCCAGCCAGCCACRAACACGCUGAGCGAGAUUUUCCUGGUCAACUUCAUCAGCUUCUGCGUGGGAAAGGGCAUGGAGGAGCGGAUCAUGACCAGCAAAAUGACCAAGCAGCAAUCCUCUCUGUUCGGGGUGGACUGGAUCUGGACUCUGUGUGGGKCUGACAAGCAGAUCAAGCUGCAGAUCGCCGUGCAGGCUUUGCAGCCGGCCGAGCUUUUCCAYGGCGAGGGCCCUGCCGAGGAUUGCUGCCGGGAGGCCGCGCUGGCCGACGAGUGCUUCCAGAACAUGAGCAGGUUUGAGAAGCUGGCCCAGUUCUGCCGCCUGGUGGGACGGGACUGCCUGGGCUUGUUCGUCAUGUUCGGCGUGCCAGGGAAGCCCAAGGACAUCCGAGGAGUCCUGCUGGACAGCGUUGCCAAGGAGGAGCAAAAAUGCCGCCUGUCGGGCAGGAAUGCACUACGGCAAUUUGUCACCGRCACUGACAGCUCCCUGCCCACAAAAGACAUGCUGGAAAAUUGCCUGGGCACCAAAAACGGGCUGAAGGACGUGGGCAACGUGUACAUAAACUUUGUGUGARCAGCUGGGCAGGAGCAGCGUCUCCAUGCAGCACCGGGGGCUGCGUGGGGCUCAUCUGUGCCUCUCUCUUUCCUCCCCACACUCCAUUCCCUCCACCUUCCCCUCGACCCAUCGUGUUCCCUGAGCUUCUGCAGAAGCCAGGCUGAGUCAGCCUCUCCAGCUUAUAAAACAACAGGACGGACCUGCCAGAGAAAUGUGUUUAUAGAAGGCACGACGUUUUUCCAGAACAUUUUGUUCACCAGACAUUAAGUCUUGGCUGGAGMUGCUGAAAGCUUGAUCAACCAGAGCUCUGGGGAGGUCCUGGUAGAUUUGACUCACAGCCUUUGUUUGCUGUGUGGCAGAUUUUUUUCUAUCCGAGGAGGGUGUCUGUAAUAAUGAAAAUGUGCUGGUGCUGGUCAGAAGAGUUGCAGUGAGUGKGAAGGACAAUACCAGGCCUUAAAACAGCUGUUUUGGAAGAGUGAGCUGGUUUCAAUUAAGAGAAAAACCCUUCACGGUGCUAGAAAGAGGCUCUGUGAGAGACUUAUUAAUUACCUGCCCCCUAAUUCAUGCCAGGCUCAACGGGGCCUUGGAGCUAUGAACAAAAGGCAGGGCUGGGGCCAGCUGCAAAGCUGAGUGGCUGUGCCAGGGCAAGGUGUGGCAAAAGGUAGGGACAGAGGUUCAAGAAAACUUGGGAAAAAUCGAGCAAUCGGGACAAAACCCAGGCCUGAUGUGGGUGUGAUCUUUUCCUCUUCAUAGCRACAGAGGCAGCUCCUGACCACUCACAGCAGAGAGCAAAUCUGGAGGAGGCAAGAUUAUUUCACUUGGAAUUUMUUUUCAGUAGCUUAGAAGCUGAUGACAUUUAUGGGCUUGAUUUAUUCUAUUUCCCUCAGCUUUUACUGGACUAAGUGAGGCUUUGGGGUUACACAAUUAUAAUUACUUUCUUUCAGCYACUGUUAACCAGUGAAGGAGGACCUGAUCCCUAU